CCGGGUCUGAGUUUAAGAAAGACAGAGCGGCGGGUUUCUCUCUUGAUUUGCUUCUAUACUCUUUGUGUCCGCGGUGGCGGGCGACUAGACAACGUGUCUAUGUAACCUUAAGCAAAUUUAUAACAUGACUGUGGAGAGAAAUCAAUGGAAGACACGAAGGAGCAGCGUUUACUGAAUUGCAGAAAAAUAUUUCAGCUUGUUUUCAACUUCCUGGUGCUGAGGGAGGCAGGUGAAAACCAGGUGGAAAGGAAACCUAAACCGAGACAGACAUUUGGAGGAAAAGCAGCCGGGGUGCGAUGGAGCAGCAGGAGUUCAAGUUGGAUGACGGCAGAAAGCACAGGCAGUAGGCUGCCAACAUGGCCAUUCCCAGGGGACAUCUUCCUCCCUCUCCUUGGCCUCCUCUCUUCCUCCUCCUCCUCUUCCUCCUCCUCCUCAUCUCCUCCCCGCUCCCCCUGCAGGCCCGGCCGCUCCUCCUCCACCCGUCCAUCAACGUGGCGGUGGUGUUCAGUGGCUCCAGCUACCAGAAUGAGGUCAGAGGUCGUCUCAGCGGGGAAAACUUUGUCGACCUGCCCGUGGUGGUCAGCCCGGUGACCGUGCUGGUCAACGACACCAACCCGCGCGACCUGCUGACACGCCUCUGCGACACCAUGGCAACGGAGAAGCUUCACGGCGUGGUGUUCGAGGAUGAUGUGGGCUCUGGUGCCGACGCUCAGGUGGCAGAAGUAGCACAGAUCCUGGACUUCCUCUCCACUCAGACAGCUCUACCAAUUGUGGGCAUCAGCGGCGGCUCUGCAGUUGUCAUACCGUACAAGGCUGAGGGGUCCUCCUUCCUGCAGAUGGGAGCGUCUCUGGAGCAGCAGAUUGUCUGCAUGUUCAAGCUCAUGGAGGAGUAUGACUGGGGCGAGUUUGCGGUGAUCACCAGCCUGCUGCCGGGCUACGACACCUUUGUGGAUAUAGUUCAGUCCUACACAGAUACCUCCUAUUUCCUGUGGAAUCUACAGGAUAUCCUGUCUCUGGAAAUGUCUGUUGGGGCCAAUGAUGUGAAAACCAAACGCAUGCUGCAGCAGGUGGACUCCCGAGUCCUGCUGGCGUAUUGCUCCUACGAGGAGGCGCAGUACCUGUUUAGUCAGGCAGCUGAGGUGGGUCUGCUGGGGCCAGGCUACAUCUGGAUCCUCCCCAGUCAGGCCGUGGGCAACCCCGACAGCCCUCCACCUGUCAGCUUCCCCGUCGGUGUUAUUGGUGUGAUCACGGAGCAGUGGAGGAAGAGCUUGCGGCAGAGGGUGAGGGAGGGCGUCGCCAUCGUAGCUAAAGGGGCCGAGAGCUUCAAGAAGCAGUACGGGUUUAUUCCUGAGGGACAUGGUGACUGCACCAAACUGGCUAAACACUCAGACAACAACACUCUGUUCAGGCACAUGCUGAAUGUGACGUGGGAAAGGAGAGAUCUGUCAUUCAACAGCCAAGGCUUCCUCUCCAACCCUGCCUUGGUCAUCAUUGCUCUGGACCGAGAGAGACUCUGGGACAAGGUGGGUACGUACGCUCGAGGGAUCAUUCAGGUUCGCUACCCGGUCUGGCCUCGAUACGGCAGCUUCCUGGAGCAGGUUUCCGAUGACCGUCACCUGACCGUGGCCACGCUGGAGGAGCAUCCCUUCGUCAUGGUGGAGAACGUGGACCCGGGCACCGGCACAUGUGUCCGCAACACGGUUCCCUGCAGGCGCCAGUCCAAUCUCACAGAUAGUAUUAUCGGCCACUCUGAGUCCUACACCAAACUGUGCUGCAAGGGCUUCUGUAUAGACAUCCUGAAGAAACUGUCCCGCACUAUCAAGUUCUCCUACGACCUCUACCUGGUCACCAACGGGAAACAUGGCAAGCUGGUCCGUGGGACUUGGAACGGCAUGAUUGGGGAGGUCGUGUACAGACGAGCUGACAUGGCCAUUGGCUCUCUCACUAUCAACGAGGAACGCUCGGAAAUCAUCGACUUCUCCGUGCCGUUUGUUGAGACAGGCAUCAGCGUCAUGGUAGCCCGCAGCAACGGGACGGUUUCCCCAUCUGCCUUUCUUGAGCCCUACAGCCCAGCAGUUUGGGUCAUGAUGUUUGUGAUGUGCCUCACUGUGGUGGCGGUGACAGUUUUUGUGUUUGAAUACUUCAGUCCAGUCGGCUACAACCGCAGUCUAGUCAGCGCCAAAGCUCCUGGUGGUCCAACGUUCACCAUCGGGAAGUCGGUGUGGCUGCUGUGGGGCAUUGUCUUCAACAACUCGGUCCCCAUUGAAAACCCCAAAGGAACGACCAGUAAGAUCAUGGUUCUGGUCUGGGCCUUCUUUGCUGUCAUCUUCCUGGCCUCGUACACUGCCAACCUGGCUGCCUUCAUGAUUCAGGAGCAAUAUAUCGACACCGUGUCUGGGCUCUCUGACAAGAAGUUCCAGAAACCACAGGAGCAUUACCCUCCUUUCCGCUUCGGGACGGUCCCAAACGGGAGCACGGAGAGGAACAUCCGCAGCAACUACCCCGACAUGCACACACACAUGAUGAAGUACAACCAGAAGGGGGUGGAAGAAGCUCUAGAAAGCCUCAAAACCGGAAAGCUGGAUGCCUUCAUCUACGAUGCUGCUGUUUUGAACUACAUGGCGGGGAAGGAUGAGGGCUGCAAGCUGGUGACCAUCGGCAGCGGGAAAGUGUUUGCCACCACGGGAUACGGCAUCGCUCUGCAGAAGGACUCCCGCUGGAAACGGCCUAUUGACCUGGCGCUGCUGCAGUUCUUAGGAGACGGUGACACCCAGCGCUUGGAGACGGUGUGGCUGUCGGGCAUCUGCCAGAACGAGAAGAACGAAGUGAUGAGCAGCAAGCUGGACAUCGACAACAUGGCGGGCGUCUUCUACAUGCUGCUGGUGGCCAUGGGCCUCAGCUUGCUGGUCUUUGCCUGGGAACACCUGCUUUACUGGAAACUACGACACUCCCUCCGCAAGUCUCACAAACUUGACUUCCUGCUGGCCAUCAGUAGGGGUAUUUACAGUUGUUUCAACGGCGUGGAGGAUCCUGGGCGUUCCUCUGGUUUGGCCAAACCCGACCUGACCUCCAACUACGCUCAAGCUAACAUGCUGAAGAUGCUUCGCACUGCCAAGGACCUGGUCUCCACUGCCAAUGUUGAGACCUCUCUGGACAACGCCACCAAGACCAUAGAGCAUUUGAGUCGUCAUGGCGGCAGUUUGCCUGUUCGUAUCCCGCAAGUCGCCACGGAGGCCGUACCGGGAGGAUUUGCUUACAUUACGGAGAAUCACUGCUCGCUGACCCCACCUCUGACUGCUGUUACUUCUCUGAAACAGCAGAGGGGUGUAACCAGGCCCACGCCACUGCGCUACACGCUCCCGACACGCUCCACUUCAUGUCUGUAUGACAGGCCACUUCCUGUGUCCAGCCUCAGCAGCCCCCACCUGGCCGUGGGCGAACCGCUCCCUCAUCAGCACCCACACCACUACCAGACGACUGGGAGACUUUACGUAGACACCCAUCCUCACUCACCCUUCAUCCCCUACACUGACCUCCAACUACCUGACAUCUACGCCUCUCACCCGCUCUCCUCGCCUCAAAACCAGCACCUCCAAGCGGGCUUCUCCCGACGGAAAAGGAGGUCCAAGAGCUUCCAGUGUGAGGAUGGGGACGUAGGGAGAACACAGAGGGAGCAGGAAAAGAAUGACACAAGUCCCGUCUAUAUGAGCGAGCUCAAAGCCAACCACCUCCAAGACAACCACAUCUCCGCCCCAAGCGUUGACAACAUCUACACAGGGGAGGGGAUGUGUCCUCGGGUGGAGAACUACAGCUCCUGGCCCCCAGAGGAUCUGGUGCUGAGAGGGAGACGCAGGCACCGCCGCCCCUCUUUCCUUAAAGCGACAUGGGGCAGUGAGCAGAUGCGCCAGCUCGACGAAUCCCAGUCAUCCCUGUCCAGCCAAUCACCUUCCACCCUGCCGGACUUGUUCCCAUGCAUUCUUACACCGACCACACCCGCAAAGCCCCACAACCCCGCCCACCUUCGAAACAACCUGUGCCUCCCGCGGAACCAGGCCUACCUCCACAUACGGGAGGACCAGAGGAGGCCCAAUGGGCGUAAGGGCCAGAGGCUGCGCUACUCCCACUCCACCCACCUCCCCACGUACGGAGAAGCAGUGCGACACGGAGCUGGGUUAGGGCGGGGGAUGGUACGCAGAGCCACCAGCUUGCUCAGCAGACAGUACGCCCACUACCUGAACUCAUACCCUGGACUACCCCUCUACCACGGCCCCCUGGACCUGCAGCACCACAGCCAGGCCUCCAGCGGCCACCCGAGCCCAGUGUGCCAGCUGCUGGCUUGUGGUGGCGGGAGAUGUGGAGGCCAGCGGGCUCUGCUGUACCAGGACAGUGUGUAUGGGGCCUAUGGGGUCUAUCAGGGAUCCCAGACUGGUUCAGAGGCCCUGGGAGGUCAGGGAGCAGGGGGCCAGCCUGUGGGGAGCCCCUGCGUACUCCGUCCCUGGCGACGGGUGUCCAGUCUGGAGUCUGAGGUGUGAUGGGAGAAGGACCUCCUAAGAUGGACGCUGUGGAGUAACAGAGACUCUUUCACAUGACCACUGUGGAGAGGAGGGAGUGGUUAGAUUAACGUACGAGGGAGAAACCAUGACUUGAAGUAAUCGUUUAUUUUCUAUGUGACUGUGGUAAAAGAUAGAAGUUUGGGUCUGCAAAACGUACAGAUGUUUAGGACUUUUUUGAUGUAUACUACAGUAAGAUAAGAAGACUGCACUGUUACCAAGUUAUCCUCGAGACACGUGCGGAAGGCUGGGGUGGGCAGGUUUUACUCACUUGCUACUUUCCUACGACAACGCUUGUGUGUUUUCUGUGCUUUAAUGUGCACUAAGAUUUACAACAGUCCACGGUGUUGGCGCAUGGUUAAACUAUAACCAGAGUUUUCAUGCUGUGUGUGUGUGUUGUGUAUAUUUUAUCGUGGAUGGUUGGGAUUCAGUCUUGGGUGUAGUCGAGUUGAUGAACUGUUUACAGCUGAGGAGAAGUAGCGGAGGGAUAAGGUAUUGUCUCUUUAAAUACAGCCACCAAAAAAACAAGCAGCCACUGUAGCAAGACUGGUGAAGACAGCUGCGGCGACGUCAUAAAGAGUUUAAUUCCAAAAUUCAGUAUUAAAGCAUUUUGAAUCCAGACUAUGAAGAAUAUUUUUCACCGGUUACUUAUGUCGGUCAAUGGGUAAAUUUUGCUUCUCUUCAGUUUACUGCACUACGCACCACCCUGGAGAGAGAACACCGGCUCAAAGUGCCGUCAGGUCUCCACUGUGAUGCAGUUUGGAUUGGAACUGGAAUGGGUAAGAGCUAGCAGUACCGCUCAUUCUGCGCUUACCGCUAGUAACGCCGUUCUGACCCAGCAGUGUUGCCCUGGAAACAUUUUGCCCACCAUCCAGUCUCCCCCAGGGUAAUCCCAGUAAGUAAGUAGCUAAGUUAACCCUUUGCUAAGACCCGCCCCUUUGUGAUGAUCCGUUAAGUUGCCAGAGCGAGCAAAGAGCCCACACUGUAACUAACUGCACUCCCUGAAGAAAUAUUAUCAUAUUUUUGGAAAAAUGAAACAAUGAUUCCAGAGAGAAGCAGACAGAGGGGUCUACAGUCUGUGUUUGAAGGAUAUAUCCAGGAUGUCAAACUGACUCAGCAGCAACAACAGGUUAAAAACUGUUACUAAAGUCUAACCUUCAGAUCACAGUGUAAAAAUGAACCACCACAGCACUGGUGAUAGAGACAGGAAACAGUGAAAUUAAAGGGAAACUUUGCUGAUUUUCAACCAGCUAUGUGUCAUUGCAGUGUGUGCAGAUGAACGGUGUUUGACUUCCCUUGCGGGCACACACUGCAAUGACACAAAGUUUCCCUGCUUCCCUUCACUGGUUCCUGUGCAGCAGGGUCGGUCUUUGUUUCACUGUUAGAAUCAUUAAAAAGCAAAAGCAGCAUGUGUAUACAUUCAGUAGGCUAUAUCUUCAGAGCUAGCUAGCUAACCCUACACUUUUCAGGGUUUGAUUUUGGUUUUGGAACAGGGAAGAAACGUAGAUCUUUUUCCAACCUCUCCAGGUAACAAGUAUCAUUAAUACACGACGUGCCCCAGGCACAACAUUUAGCUCCAAUAUCCACAAAACCAGCCUGAAAAUGAAGGAAAUCUGAAACUACUGCAUUAGAGUCAAUGGAGCACAGCUGUGUUGUUGUCGGACCCUGGUCUGAGCCGGCCUGAUGAUACGUUACGACUGGCCGGUCUGCUUAUGAGGGGCGGAAGUUAACAAAGGGUCAAUUGUGAGCUGCAAAACCCCUUUAGCAUUGUUUGCUUCUGUUAGCUCUGUUAGCAGUGUCAGUAUGGCUAGUGGUGUUAACAUAGUUAAUGAUGCUAAGAGGGUUUUGCAGCUCAAAAUGUAGCCGCUUAAUUACCAGGGCUACCAGGUUUGAGAUGGGGGUGGCCAGUGUUUCCGUAGCAUGUCUUCCCGCCACCAGGACAGUGUUACCAGUUGUAAUCGCACUGCUAGCUAGCUCCCAAGCCAAGGCUAACAUUAGCCUUGUUAGCUAACCAAUGGAAGCUCAUGCUAAUGUUAGCUAACCAACAGAGACCAGAGGGUGGGCAGUGGGCACUAUGUUUCCACUUUAAGCCGGGCUAGCUGUGUGGCUAGCCAGUUGUCUGUCAGCAAAACCAACAGAAAAUAAAAUUAAAUAAAAGGCAAGAAAUUUAGAUCACGAAUCAUUCAAAUUUCACCACUGCUAAAUGGAUAGCACUUUGAAAUGUGGCGCUAAAGCUCACUGAGUCAGUGGAGCACCAAAUUAAAAGGAAAGGCCUCUUGUCUCACGGUAUUUUGCGUGACCAGUUAACGGGUGUCGGGCUGUCAGGAGCAAAUUAGCUGAAAUUGACAAACUUCCUGACACUGAGGCUCAGCAGUGUUCUAGAAUAAAAAUUAGAAUUUUGGGACAUCUGUGAAUUAAUUUCAGGUAGCUCCUUCACAGAUUCAUAAUGUUUCGGAGUUAAACCCUUCAUGUCGUCAUUUGGUGAUGAGUCGGAGGAAGCAGACACUUCGUGAAAGCAGUCCAUAUGAACACAAUCUGCAAAAUGACGAAAGUAUUGGGACAGCACUGACCAGCACUAGGUGUCUUAAACCAUGGAUUCUUGUUCCUCACUGGGCCUCAGUACGAGGCUGCAGUACAGCACAACAUCACACAGGGCCUCACAAUAAAUAAAUUCUGCAUCUAAAUAACUAUAUCGAUAUAGAUAUAGAUAUAUAUUUCAGGCUGGUUAUUGUCAUAUUCAUGUAUUCUACAUAUGAUAGGAAUUUAUAGUCACUCUUAAAGUUUUCUAAUCACACUUGUAGCACAUUUUUCUUUUUGUAAAGCUGUCGCCGAUUUACUUAAAUAUUUGUUAUUACUGUAUUAACUCUAUCGGUUGGCCUAUAUUAAGAUUUUCAUCACUUUCUCAUUUCCACUCUUUUAUAUUCCCUCAUCAUCCCCGUUUUCCCCGUCCCCUCUAACUGUUAAAUGAUCAAAUUUAAAUGAGGUAAUUGAAAGCUAUUCUAGUAUCUAUAUUACCUGGCUCCCUCACCCUGUAAUUAAUCACUUAG
Epinephelus fuscoguttatus (brown-marbled grouper) is the source of this 7597-nucleotide messenger RNA. RefSeq names its product glutamate receptor ionotropic, NMDA 2C-like. The transcript is spliced from 17 exons. Gene Ontology annotation, molecular function: NMDA glutamate receptor activity; transmitter-gated monoatomic ion channel activity involved in regulation of postsynaptic membrane potential. Lineage: Eukaryota; Metazoa; Chordata; Actinopteri; Perciformes; Serranidae. Gene Ontology annotation, cellular component: NMDA selective glutamate receptor complex; postsynaptic membrane; plasma membrane. Bases 357 to 4532 code for a protein of 1391 amino acids. Gene Ontology annotation, biological process: excitatory postsynaptic potential; synaptic transmission, glutamatergic; monoatomic ion transport. The record is from RefSeq and is a predicted model, not a curated record.